This is a messenger RNA of Erigeron canadensis, 676 nucleotides long. RefSeq names its product monothiol glutaredoxin-S2-like. The transcript has a single exon. The record is from RefSeq and is a predicted model, not a curated record. Bases 99 to 407 code for a protein of 102 amino acids. NCBI's taxonomy places the organism in Eukaryota, Viridiplantae, Streptophyta, Magnoliopsida, Asterales, Asteraceae.
GCUUAGUUUAGUCACAACAAAAUCUAAACUUCCAAGUGCAUCUAGUUUUCUACUAAAUCUAGGUUGGUUUUCAUUAACUAUUUGUAUAACUUCAAGAGAUGGCAAUGGUCAGAGCGUUGGUGAAUGAUAGAUCGGUGGUUAUAUUCAGCAAAAACUCUUGCUGCAUGUGCCACACCAUUAAGACAUUAAUAAGCAGUUUUGGAGCAAAUCCCACUGUUUAUGAGCUCGAUGAGCUUCCAAAGGGACAGCAAAUAGAGAAAGAACUCAAAGCAUUAGGGUGUAAGCCAAGUGUGCCGGCUGUGUUCAUAGGGCAGGAGCUGAUUGGGGGUGCUAACGAGAUAAUGACCCUUCAUUUGCAGGGCCAAUUGGUGCCAUUGCUCCUCAGGGCCAAUGCUAUUUGGGUAUAGGGAAAUGAGUUCAAGAAUAUUAAAGUUCUUAUAGUAGAGUUAUAUAGUGAUGGUAAUACAGCUAUCAAAGAAGUUUGAUGCUUUUGUAGUUGUUAGAGCAGGAAAGAAGAGAGUUGUCUUUUCUGCGGUUUUUUUUUUCUCUCUUUUUUCUUUACAAGCCCCUGACAAUGUAUGCAUGCAUGUGCAACUUCUAUAUGUAAUUUUCUAAUUUUGAGAAGCAACAAGAAAUAACAUGUUCUACAAAAUUAAAAUGGUGUUUAAAGUGUUAA